This is a messenger RNA of Dendrobium catenatum, 8378 nucleotides long. RefSeq lists its product as uncharacterized. The record is from RefSeq and is a predicted model, not a curated record. Gene Ontology annotation, molecular function: nucleic acid binding; zinc ion binding. The transcript is spliced from 2 exons. Lineage: Eukaryota; Viridiplantae; Streptophyta; Magnoliopsida; Asparagales; Orchidaceae. Bases 3064 to 4059 code for a protein of 331 amino acids.
CUCUUCGUUAUAUUUCCUCAAUGUUACUUUAUUCUGAUUGCAUGGACAAUAAGGGAACAGAAAAUGUGAUUAACAAGCUAAAAAACUGUUUAGAAUGUGAUAAAUCUAUUUACAUGAUUUGGAGAACAAUAUAAAGUCUGUGUUCAGCCUUAGUUUCAGAUUUCAUUGUUAGUUUAUAUUUCCUGGUUUAAAAAUAUUUUGGUGGAUUAGUUGACAGUCCUUUCCAUGUAAGAUUGUAAGUCCAAAGUCUGGCUGACUAAUCUCUUGGUGGGGUUCUAAAUUUGUAAGUCCCUUACAUUUUGUUAGAUAUAGGUCAGAGUGAAAGUUCAAUAGAUGAUUGUGAAACUAAUUGAACUAUUCAAUGAAACAUCAAGAGGGGGUGAAUUGGUGUUUUUAAAACUUUUAUUUUUGAAUUAAACAAAAACAAAUUUCAGAUCAUAUAGCAGAAGCAAAUAGUAAAACAAAUGUUAAAUUCUUGUUUUCAGAUUUUUAUUGAAAAAUAAAUAUGUUUAUUCUUUUUGUUUUCUGUUUUUUAAUUUCUUUUUCAAAAAAAUAUUAAACUCAAUCAACCACACAUUGCAAUAAUCAUCAAACUCAAACUAGAUCGCGUAAAGUAAAUAUGCAAAAAAGUAAAGCACAAAACAUAAAAUGUGGAAAGAAAAAGAACAAAGAAAUCAGAUUUUUAUAGUGGUUUGGUCAACUUGACCUAUGUCCACUCCUCGAAGUCAUCCUCUUCUACUACUGAACUAAACUCUUAGUGAAUCUCCUUCAACCCCUACGGCUAGGCAAAUAGGCCUUUAUAAAAUACUUAUACCAACCCGACGCGGCGGAGAACCAGAAUCACUUUCACCCUCCUGGUGAGGUGGAGUAGCCUGGAUCACUUUCACCCUCCUUAUGAGGCGGAGUAGCCUGAAUCAUUUUCACCUUCCUCGGUAUGGCGGAGUAGCUCGAAUCACUUUCACCUUCUCUGAUGCGGCAAAGUAGCAGGUGGCCUUUUGACACCAAAGGGGUUUUCUUCCCAAAGCUUUGCUCAAGAUGAAUAAUGACAUAUAGAGGAACUUAGAUGCAAGUUGGACGAAGCAACCAUGUGGAAUUCUCUCUCACACUAAUUUAAAACUCAGAAUGGUCCUCUUUCUCUCUCACAAUCUCACCCUUUCUCUCCCUUGCUCAAAGCCCUUUCUUUAACGCUUUCUCAUAGAAGCCUCAACCCUAUGAUUGCCAAAGACCUCUACAAAGUCUAUUAAGAAAGCUUAAACAUUGUAGAAUCAAGCUCGUACAUUAUGAUUAGUUCGUACAACACCAAAUUUGUGUGUACAGUACAUAAUCCAAUUCGUACAGUUCUUCAAAGCUCUCGGAUUGUAAUACGGAGUUACCACCAAUCGGUAGUUCUCACCAUAUAUUUUGGGUUCGAGUCCAAUGUUCUUUUCAGUUACAUUGUAAGUCAUCACCUUCCUGAACAUUUUUUCCAACCCGUGUUGUUGGAAUGUAAGCCCUAACUCUCUAAAUUAAAUUGAUCAAAUUUAAUUUAAAUCUAAUUUUAAAAAUAUAUAGCUCAACAUAGUAUAGUUUGAGAGGUAUGAGUUUCUUAGAAUCAAGUGCUCCCCACCUCUUCCUCCUUUAACUUCCAUUCUAAAAUUGAUUUUAAGUUGUUCCAAUCUUGAUGCUAUGCAUCGUUACUUAACACAAGCCUAAGGAGUAUCUUAUCUCUUAUUAGCUACUUUUCUUUUAACUGUUAUUAAGCAUGUGCCCACUAUCAUAGUUUCUUUAAUUAGUUAUGUAGUGCCAUUUUACACCUUUUUAGUUUCAGUACUCUUUGGAUUAUAAGAAGAGGGACUAGCAUAUAUUACAGAAACUGUAGAGGAAGAUAGUUUUUACGAAAUAUUAUACAUAACACAGCGUUACUGUUCUAUCUCUUGCUGUUUGUUUUGUUAUCUCUUUCUUGCAGGUUUGAUCCUCAUCAUAUUGGUAUCAGAGCUCAGGAUGGGAGACGCAAGCAACCGGGUGGCUUCUGGAGAGGAUCAUAGCCUUGAAGCUCUGUGGACAGAGCACCACCAGUUGGCGAGACAAACACAGGAGAUCUCCGCUAGUUUGGACCAAUUUUUUGGAGAAAUGCGUUGAGAAUUGAGGUUGAUUAACGCUCGUCUAGAUCGGAAUCAAAAUGCUCGAACGGUAGCUCCGGUGACUAUACCGGCAGCGAGACGGGGGCUCGUGACGGGCAGAGAGCGGCAACAAGAUGCUUGGGCGCAAUUGGAUUCAGACUCUGAAGAGGAACUUAAACAAUUCAGACCAGUGGAGUUGACGGACUCGAAAGAGGAGCAAGUGUUUAAUCGUAAACGUCGCACGAAUGUUAGGGACAUAUAUCAAGGUGAAUUCCGUGUAAAAUUGGAUAUACCCUUUUUUGACGGAAAAUUGCAUAUCGAAGAUUACCUGGAUUGGGAGAGGGGUUGUUGAAACAUUUUUUGAAUAUAUGGAGAUUGGGCCGGAGAAGCAAGUUAAAUAUGUGGCUUGCAGGCUGAAAGGCGGCGCUAGUGCGCGGUGGCACCAAAUAAUCCAAUCUCGGAGGCGGGAUGGAAAGGGGUCUGUGCAGAGUUGGCAUCGAAUGAAGCAACUAUUAAGGGGCCAUUUUUUACCCACUGAUUUUGAACAAAUGUUAUAUAUGCAGUACCAACACUGUUCGCAAGGCUCGAGAUCGGUAAACGAGUAUACGGAAGAGUUUUAUCGACUGAGUGCGAGAAACAAUCUCAAUGAAUAUGAUAAUCAAUUGGUCGCAAGGUAUAUUGGGGGCUUGAGAGAUGCAAUUCAAGAUCGACUUGAAUUAAAUACUGCAUGGUCGCUGUCGCAAGAAGUAAACUAAGCCCUGAAGGUGGAGACUCAAUUUCCACGACAGGCCCAUAGUCGGCAAGGUAGGAGAACAUUUGAUCAUUCAGCAGAUUUCAGCAAGAAUUCUACGCAAGCCGCAACAGCAAAUAGCAAGAAAGUUUCACUCCGAUAGCUACUAAUUCACCUGCUGCAGUUGGAAAGAAAAUAGUUGAACUAAAGGACACUCAUAAAGGAAAGGCUCCUAUGAAGGAAAAUCCUUAUGUCAAGCCUUCAAGCAUCAAAUGCUUCAUAUGCUUUCAACUGGGGCAUAAGUCGAAUGAAUGCCCAACUUGGGCAUAUAUACAGUUGCUGGAUGGUGAAGAAGAGGAAGAGUUGGGCAACAACAAUAAUGAAUUUGAAGAAGAAGUAGAAGACGUGGUUGGAGAUGAGGGGGAUCCUCUAAUUUGUGUGUUACAAAAAUUGAUUUUAGCUCUACGGAGACCGGCCAAGACCCAGCGUAAUGCUCUGUUCAAAACCAAAUGUACGAUCAAAGGAAAGGUCUGUGAUUUGCUGAUUGAUAGUGGGUGCACUGAGAAUGUUAUUUCUCGCGAUGUGGUUCAGGCAUUACAAUUCAAGACGACCAAUAAUCCUAGCCCAUAUAAAAUCAGUUGGGUUAAAAAGGGGAUGAAGAUUGCGGUGAUCGACAUGUGCAAAGUAUCAUUUUCAAUCGGUCGUCACUAUGCAAGUGAAAUUUUAUGUGACGUUGUGGAUAUGGAUGUAUGCCAUUUGAUACUCGGAAGGCCUUGGCUAUUCGAUGUUGGGGCAAUUUAUGACUGCAGAGCGAACACUUACACCUUUGAUUGGAAGGGUAAGAGAUUGAGAUUGUUGCCCCGUUCUCCUGACCAAGAGGCCAAUACAUCGAAUGCCAAAACAGCCUUAUUUGUUGUUACCCGAGAGGCUCUGCUUAAUGCUUGGAAAGAAUCCGCUUGCAUCAUGUCCUUAGUUAUCAAGGAACAGAAUUUCACAACAGAGGUAGAUACCUUGCACGUUGGUAUUAGUAAGUUACUACAACAAUUUGCUGAUAUUACACCCCCUGAGUUGCCAGCCGAGCUGCCCCCAGUUAGAGCAAUUCAACAUCAAAUCAAAUUAACGCCCGGAGCUUCAUUACCAAAUUUGUCGCAUUAUCGGAUGAGUCCAAAUGAGCACAAGAUUCUACAGCAAAUUGUUGAUGAAUUACUAGAUAAGCAACUAAUACAAUAGAGCCUUAGCCCCUAUGCCGUGUCGGCACUAUUGGUACCAAAGAAAGAUGGUAGCUAGAGGAUAUGCAUAGACAGUCGCUCCAUAAACAAGAUUACAGUUAAGUUUUGUUUUCCAAUGCGAAGGAUGGAAGAUAUGUUAGGGAAUUUGUCAGGAGCACAAAUCUUCUCCAAAUUAGACUUGCGGAGCGGCUAUCACCAAAUCAGGAUUCGACCUGGUGACGAGUGGAAGACAGCAUUUAAAACUCGCCAAGGAUUAUACGAGUGUAAAGUCAUGCCAUUUGGCUUGUGCAAUGCACCAACAACAUUUAUUAGAUUGAUGAAUGAAGUAUUGAAGCCAUUUCUUAAUAAAUGUUGCGUUGUGUAUUUCAAUGAUAUAUUAGUCUUCAGUACAACAUUGAAAGACCAUAUACAACACUUAAUAGCAAUCUUUGAGACCUUGCAGCAAAACAAGCUUUAUUUAAACAUAAUCAAGUGUGAAUUUGCAACCACACAGGUAUCCUUUCUUGGUUUCUUAAUCUCGGCGGAAGGAGUAAAGGUGGAUCCACGAAAAAUUGCUGCCAUAGUGGAAUGGCCGACGCCCCGUAGCUUCUUUGAUGUUCGCAGUUUUCAUGGGCUGGCGAAUUUUUAUCGGCGUUUUAUCAAAGGAUUUAGUGUGGUUAUGUCACCAAUUACUGAUGUCUUAAAACAGCAGCAGUUUUCAUGAUCCGAUGAGCAGCAAGAGAAGCUUUGAAUCUAUUAAAGCUACCUUAUCUACAGCACCCGUCCUAGCAUUACCUGAUUUUGAUAAGCCGUUCACAGUGGACACAGAUGCCUCCAUGGUGGGAAUUGGUGCAGUGUUUUCCCAAGACAACAAACCUGUGGAUUUUUUCAACGAAAAGUUGAGCCCAUCCAGGCAUAAAUGGACUGUUUAUGAGCUGGAGUUGUAUGUUGUUAUUCGAGCAUUGAAGCAGUGGGAACACUAUUUGUUACAUCAAGAUUUCGUUCUUUGUAGCGAUCAUAAGGCCCUCCAAUAUAUCAAUACACAAAAGAACAUUAACAGGAUGCAUGCUCGCUGGAUCAUAUUCUUACAAAAAUUUAGUUUUGUAUUAAAACACAAGAGUGGGACACAAAAUCGAUGCUUUGAGCUGGCGGGCAAUACUUCUAACCCAACUGCAAACAGAGUUUUCUAGGCUGGAGUAUCUCUAAGACUUGUAUCCUGAAGAUGAAUACUUCCAUGAUAUUUGGUCUAAGUGCAAGAACAGAGAACCUGUAGCCGGGUAUUGCAUACGACAAGGUUUUCUCUUCAAAAACGGGUUGUUGUGUGUGACUAAAUCGUCUUGGAGGCAGCUUAUAAUACAAGAGGCUCAUGCUGGAGGAUUGUCAGCACAUGUUGGGCGGGAUAACACCAUUGCACAGUUGCAAAAACGUUUCUUUUGGCCUCACUUGAGAAGUGAUGUUACCAAAUAUGUACAGAGAUGCUUUAUAUGCCAAAGUUACAAGGGCGGAAGAUAGAAUACUGGUCUAUAUCAACCACUGCCUAUUCUCGACUCAAUCUGGGAAAGAUUUGAGCUUGGAUUUCGUAUUGGGACUUCCACGAACGAAGCGCGAUAAUGAUUCUAUUAUGGUUGUGGUGGAUUGAUUUUCAAAAAUGACGCAUUUCAUCGCGUGCUAGAAGACGUUUGAUGCUCUCAAUAUUGCAAAACUUUUUUAAGGAAGUUGUACGUCUUCACGGUAUUCCCAUAUACCUCACUUCAAAUCGGGAUGUAAAGUUCAUAUGCCAUUUUUGGCGAGAGCUUUGGAAAUGUUUAAAUACACAAGUUCAAUUAAGCUUGGCUUAUCACCCUCAAGUGGAUGGCCAAACCGAGUUCUUCCCAAAAGUCAAAGCAAAGCUGCUUCCAUGCUAGCUGAUCAGUUUACCAAUUUGAUAUCUAAUGUACGACUCAAGCUUCAGGAAUCAUCUCAACAUUAUAAAACGGCUGCGGUUGUACAUAGAAGAGAGCAAAUCUUUAAUCUAGGAGACUUGGUAUUCGUUCGUUUGCGUAAGGAACGACUACCGCCAGGCAAUCACUCCAAACUCAAUAGGAGGAAAUGGGACCCAUUUCCUAUCAGCAAAAGGAUCAACGACAAUGCUUACGUUGUAGAUCUUUCUCCAGAAUUCACUACAUCCCACACGUUUAAUGUUGUUGAUAUCUUUGCUUAUAUUCCCCCAGAUGAUAGUUCACUUAAUCUCGAAUAGGUGUGCAUCGAUUCUUCUCGCGGUGGGGGCGAAUGAUGCGGUGCAUCGUUACUUAACACAAGUCUGAGGAGUAACUUAUUUCUUAUUAGCUAAUUUUCUUCUAACCGUUAUUAAGCAUGUGCCCACUAUCAUAGUUUCUUUAAUUAGUUAUGCAAUACCAUUUUACACAUUUUUAGUUUCAGUCCUCUUUGGAGUAUAGGAAGAGGGACUAGCAUAUAUUACACAAACUGUAGAGAAGGAAGACAGUUUUUACGAAAUAUUAUACAGAACACAGUGUUAUUGUUCUAUCUCUUGCUGCUUGUUUUGUUCUCUUUUUUGCAGGUUUGAUCCUCAUCAAAUCUCCUUUUAAAUUACCAAAAAAUUAAAUCUUUGUUAAUAAUUUUUAAAAAUCAAAUCAUGCAAAAUUGUUAGCCAAUGUUUUGAUAAAAUAAUAUAAAUUAAAUUAUUAUUUUAUUCAAAAGUGUUUCUAAGAAAUAAAUGCUUAUGAUGUAAAUAGCCAUAGGGCAAGCCCUUAUGAAGAACUAGUAUCCUAUAAUAAAAUAAACUCUGUUGAUCAAAUAUGUCAAGCAAUAAAAAUCUCUAGUUAAAAUAUAAAAAUAUAAUUUUUGUUAUUAAGUCCAUAGUGAAAUAAUAUUUUUAUCCUUUGGAGUAAUAUAUUAUUUUUCAUGUCGUGCUUGAUCACAAAAUAUUCUCGUCCGUUGAGGAAGAUAAUAUUCCACCAACAACGCCAAUGAAGAAUGACAUGUCAAGUCUAGUAAUAGUUAAAUAAACUAAUUUACCAAUUAACCUACAAUAUUGUGAUGGAUUAUUGAAACAUAAAUCAUAAUUUGUUAUAUUUUUAGUAUUCAUAGGUGCAUCAGCAGGCUUGCACCUAAGGAACAUAUUUUCUUUGAGAGAGGGACAUUCCCUUUUUACUAAAGGCAAACUUAAUUCUAAGAAAGUACUCGAGUCACCCCAAUACUUUGGUGACAAAGCAUUUUUUGUAAAUUGUAUUUAUGUCGAGAUAUUAUGAUGGUAACUAAUCAUGUGUAAGAUUAGGGGUGUCAAAAUGGGUCAAUGGGUCGGGCUCAGGUCCGACCCAAAUCCUUUCAACCCUCCCGAACCCUCAAUGUGUAAUUGGCCAUCGAAGUAGGGUAUGUCCAGUUUAACAUGAAAUUCACCUUGCGGUUUGUGCUGGACAAAACAGUGAUGCGGUGGGUCAUAGUAGUGUUGGUAGUCGCCUUCUAUAGAAUUUUAGUUGUUGAUCUUCUCUUCAGUUUGAAACAUAAACUGAGUUGUUGGGGUUAGUAAUCUUCUAGAGUUUGAAACAUAAGUUGCACUUGUUGGUUUUCGAUGCCGGUUUUCCAUUCGUGGUAAAGGUGUGGUUGCCGUGACCGCUUUUCGCGUCCCCGAGUUCAUGUGUUCGAUUCCUUUCAGGACUUGGAUAUCUCUUUGUACCUUAGUCGAUAUUCGAAAGAACUUAGCAGUAAGGCAUUCUAGUUGCUGUGAAAUGUUUAAUUGAGCUGCCCACAGGGCGCCCAAGCUCCGAUCACCAUAUGGUGCUUGUUGUUUGCAGCCUUCCCCCAUGAAUGUCCUGAGCCGAGCUCUGAUUCAAGUUUGAUGUAGCAGCUGCAUAAAAUAGAAAAUAGGAAAACAGGCAACAAAGAAAAGAGCAAUAGCCAAAGUAUAAUUUUCUGUAUUGUAAAAGAACUGCUGCUAUUUGUAUCACCCCUCCUCUUACUACCAUGGUUAUAAUGGUUAAAAGUAAAAAAUGUACUAUCAAAACUAAAACAAGAAAUAAAGCUGCUAUUAUGGUACUUGGCAAAAUAGAAAAUGGUAUAUUGUACUGUUGGAGUAUGAUAGUCCUCAUCAUAUGAUAUUAUAGGAUGUUUAAUACCUCUUCUAUUACUGAACAAAAUAAUGAACGGAAAUGUGGUUUUAUAAAGCUGGUCCUAAAUAAUUGGGAUUAGGCUACUCCUAAUGAUGAUGGAUGACAGAUUUUGUUAAUGUGAAUAAAUUAAAAUUCUAUAGAACAUAAAGCUUAGAUGCACACUAUUUUUUUUUUCUCUAUAUUUUUUAUCCUUGUUAUGCUGUUACAUUAUGCAGAAUCCUGAUCAUGUUCUAUA